ACACCCACACCCACACCCACACCCACACCCACACCCACAUCCACACCCACACCCACACCCACACCCACACCCACACCCACACCCACACCCACACCCACACCCCAACCCCACACCCUCGUUAAAUCAUCCAACAGAUGCAAAAAUUCUCGAAUUUAUGCUAACCAAUCCUAACUCUUUAAGAUCCGAGAUUGAAGAGUUCAAUAGGUUUUUUUGUAAUAGUGUCGUGUUUGAAUAAUGAAGUGUGUGAUAUCUUUAAUUUCAAAACUAGAAAAUCAAAUCUUUGGAAACAUGCAAAAAUCUUGGCACUCGUUUGAUGACUUAAUGGAUUUAGUUCUAUGCGACAUUUUCGGAACCGAACCGGAGCUGCCUUUUUUUUUUGAAUUUUUUAUAACUGAAAUUGCACUUAUCAUGCCGGUUUCGAUUUCGAGUAAUGACUGGAAUCGCUGAUCUCUAUUAUGCAUUCAAAUUUCUAUCUAUAUACUUCAAUACUUCUCUCAGAUCAUGUUUCAGAAAAAUUGUGAGAGAUAUAACAUAUGAAAAGUGCCACUUCCUUUGAGUGAACAUUCAUUUUUCUUACUCGAAAUAGAUCUCUAAUAUACGACAAUUUUCUAGUUCAUAGCUAUCUCCAGGAUUAAUAAAUAUAGUAAAACUUAAAUAAUAAUUAAUGAAUCAUAAGCUAUAGAAAACUUCGUUUCGAAGUUCAAUUGGUCUUAACGAAUUGAUGUUCACUAAGAAAUUCACAAUGAAUAAAAGUCUAGAAUACUUCAUUGUAUUUCCGAUUAGAUUUAAAAUAUCGAAGACAUUAUUUGAUUGUCCUUUCAGGUAAUUGGUUACAAGAAACUGAUUAUCAAAUAAUUGAAGAACAACUUCAAUCAAAUUCUGCUAACGGUUCAAGUGCACUUGAACAUGAUGAAACAUAUCUUUAUCCAAUACAUGCAUAUUAUUCUCAUCCAAUUGAAUUAAAUAUUUCUGAUCCAUUACCAUUAGAUGUUGUUGUUAUUGAUGUAUCAAUACUUGACAAUCGUAUAAACGAAUAA
Messenger RNA from Rotaria sp. Silwood2, 1037 nucleotides. Lineage: Eukaryota; Metazoa; Rotifera; Eurotatoria; Philodinida; Philodinidae. The record is from the annotation of a GenBank genome assembly.